Messenger RNA from Thalassophryne amazonica, 448 nucleotides. RefSeq names its product ribosomal protein L36A (gene rpl36a). Bases 11 to 385 code for a protein of 124 amino acids. The transcript is spliced from 5 exons. The record is from RefSeq and is a predicted model, not a curated record. Gene Ontology annotation, molecular function: structural constituent of ribosome. Gene Ontology annotation, cellular component: cytosolic large ribosomal subunit; ribosome. Gene Ontology annotation, biological process: translation. NCBI's taxonomy places the organism in Eukaryota, Metazoa, Chordata, Actinopteri, Batrachoidiformes, Batrachoididae.
GCUCGAAGUCAUGGUAGGAAAUAAUUGUAUUUUUACAGAAUCGACUUUCAUCUUCAGGAUUAAACAAGUGAACGUUCCGAAGACCCGCAGGACUUACUGCAAGAAGUGCAAGAAGCACCAACCCCAUAAAGUUACCCAGUACAAGAAGGGGAAGGACUCCCUCUACGCACAGGGUAAGAGGCGAUACGACCGAAAGCAGAGUGGGUAUGGUGGUCAAACGAAGCCCAUUUUCCGGAAAAAGGCUAAGACUACAAAGAAAAUUGUGUUGAGGCUUGAGUGUGUGGAGCCCAACUGUAGAUCCAAGAGAAUGCUGGCCAUCAAGAGAUGCAAGCACUUUGAGUUGGGUGGUGACAAAAAGAGAAAGGGCCAGGUCAUCCAAUUCUAAACUGUGGCCCAGUGUUCUGGGUAAAGUUGUGACAGUUUUCAAUAAAUUAAUUGCAACAUACUU